CCAUCACCUACUUUUACAACCUAGCACCUUCGGCCACUCCUUUUAUUUCUUGUUUUUAUUUGAUGUCAUGAGCAAGGCAAAGAACCGUCCAAAUAAAAUAUGGUAUUCAAUUAUUAAUCCGAGUCCCAAGAAGCAAGUGCAAAUUUUCCUUUGCUUCGUCUUCCUCAGCAACUCAUUCUCUGAGAAGAUCAAUAUGGAUAACGGAAACCGUCAGCUACACAUUUUCUUCUUACCCUUUAUGGCUCAAGGCCACAUGAUCCCAACCAUAGACAUGGCCAAACUGUUUGCUUCGAAGCAAGGUAUAAAAGCAACCAUAAUUACCACUCCUCUCAACGCGCCGCUCUUAGCCAAAACAAUCCAAAGAAGCCAAAAUCUGGGUGCCGAAAUUGAAGUUGUUGUUAUCAAAUUCCCUUGUACGGAGGCUGGAUUGCCUGAAGGAUGUGAGAGCCUCAACAUGGCUAUUUCGCAUGGACUGGUACAGGAUUUCUUCAAAGCAACCGCCAUGCUUGAGCCACAGAUUGAGCAGCUUUUACAAGAACAUGCUCCUGAUUGCCUUGUCGCCGACAUCUUCUUCCCGUGGGCUACAGACGCCGCUACUAAAUACGGUAUUCCGAGGCUUGUUUUCCAAGGGACCGGUUUCUUCCCCUUAUGUGCUUUAGAGUGCCUCAGACUAUACGAGCCUUACAAUAACGUGUCAUCGGAUUCAGAACCAUUUUCCAUUCCUAAUUUGCCGAACGAGAUCAAGUUGACAAGAGAGCAGCUGCCGGAUUACAUCAAAGAAAAUGUUGAAAGUACAGAACUUGCAAAGCUUUUUAAAGGAGUUAGAGAAUCAGAGGCGAGGAGCUAUGGGGUUGUUGUUAACAGCUUUUACGAGCUUGAACAGGACUAUGCAGAUCACUACAGGAAGGUUAUGGGAAGGAAGGCGUGGCAUAUAGGCCCCCUUUCAGUGUGGAACAAAGAUACUGAAGAUAAAGCACAUAGAGGGAAGGAAAACUCUUUAGAUGAAGAUGGGUACUGUUUAAAAUGGCUUGAUUCAAAGAAACCUCAUUCGGUUGUUUAUGUUUGUUUUGGAAGUGUUGCAGCCUUCAAUGACUCUCAGCUGAUGCAGAUUGCAAUGGGUCUUGAGGCUUCUGGACAGCAAUUCAUUUGGGUUGUGAAAAAAGAAAAGAGUUAUGGAGAAGAAGAAGAAGAAGAAUGGCUGCCUGAAGGGUUUGAGAAGAGAAUGGAAGGCAAGGGAGUAAUCAUUAGAGGUUGGGCGCCCCAAGUGUUGAUUCUUGAGCAUGAAGCAAUUGGAGGGUUUGUGACUCAUUGUGGGUGGAAUUCCAUAUUGGAAGGGGUGGCUGCAGGAGUGCCCAUGGUUACAUGGCCGGUGUCUGCUGAGCAGUUUUACAAUGAGAAGUUGGUAACUGAGGUGCUUAAAAUUGGGAUCAGUGUUGGUGUCCGACGAUGGGUUUUUGUGGAAGGGGAUAACAUUAAAAGGGAUGGAAUAGUGAAGGCAGUGAGUCGGAUAAUGGUUGGGGAAGAAGCAGAGGAAAUGAGAAGCAGAGCAAAGGUGCUUGGGGAGCUGGCAAAUAAGGCAGUUGAAGAUAGCGGAUCGUCUUGCUUGGAUUUGAAUGCUGUAAUUGAAGAUCUCAUGGCGAUUGGUUCUUGAUACUAGCUUGGAAGAAAAAAUAUGCUUGUUUGGUAGAAUCCCAUCUGAUGCAAAGUUACUGUGUUUUCCAAGAAUUUGGUAUCAUAGGAUAAUGACUGAUGAAUUUAAUUUGCCGGAAAAAUGAUAGAAAAAUUAGGUGAAAUUUCCAUUCUACGUGUAAUGACAUGUGCUUUUCUGUCAAAAUGUCAAGUGGUACAAUACUUACCUCUGCAGUGUGAACCUGUUAAGGGGAGUUGAGAUUUUAGUAUGAUUAUAAGAUUAAAAGACAAGGUAAAAAACCAAACCAAUUUGAAAAUUAA
Molecule: messenger RNA, 1950 nt
Organism: Corylus avellana
Lineage: Eukaryota; Viridiplantae; Streptophyta; Magnoliopsida; Fagales; Betulaceae
Product: scopoletin glucosyltransferase
Molecular function (GO): UDP-glucosyltransferase activity
Source: RefSeq, a predicted model, not a curated record